Messenger RNA from Triticum aestivum (bread wheat), 3675 nucleotides. RefSeq names its product receptor kinase-like protein Xa21. The transcript has 3 exons. Bases 310 to 3615 code for a protein of 1101 amino acids. Gene Ontology annotation, biological process: protein phosphorylation. NCBI's taxonomy places the organism in Eukaryota, Viridiplantae, Streptophyta, Magnoliopsida, Poales, Poaceae. Gene Ontology annotation, molecular function: protein binding; ATP binding; protein kinase activity. The record is from RefSeq and is a predicted model, not a curated record.
CCAGCUCAAACAGCGACCACACCGGUGGACGACAAAAAGGUGAAAAGUAGCGGUUACUGGAAAGUUUGACCGAUUCCAGGUCUUCGAUGUAGCAGCGGUCAAGCUAAGAUAAGGCGUUGGAAUUUCAGAUGAGAUGCAUGUGUGUGGAUGUGAGGAUGCUGUAAAUGUGUUUUUAAACACCUGGGCCAUGAGCCAGCUGAGCAUCUAGCACACAGUUCACAGCUCGCACACCACCACCCGGCAAAACCAAGCAGAAACGGUGCCCGUACUGUUCUGCUCGCCCGACCGAGCAGAGGUGAGCAGGGCCUGAUGCGUUCUCCCAAGCAACCGGCGAAGCUCGCCAUGCUUUUACUGUUGGCACUGCUGCUGCUUUGUAACGGAGUUGGCAACGUCCAUUGCGCAAGGAUCCACGAGAGCAGCGUCGAUCUGCACGCGCUGCUAGACUUCAAGCAGGGCAUCAACAAUCCUCAGGAAGCCUUGAGUAGCUGGAACAUCACAACCCAUUUCUGCCACUGGCAUGGUGUCAACUGCACCACGGCACCACCGUUCCGCGUCUCGUCGCUUAAGCUCACUGAUUUGGACUUAGCAGGCCAAAUCAGCUCCUCUCUUGGAAACUUAACCUUCCUUGGAACGCUUGACCUUUCUUAUAAUACCUUCGUUGGUCCCUUACCUGUCCUUGGCCAUCUCCAACAACUCCAGACACUUUCUCUGAACAACAACAGGUUAAAUGGGAUGAUUCCUGAUUCACUUACCAACUGUUCCAGCUUGGACACUUUAGAUCUCUCUGUUAACUCGCUAGUGGGUCCAAUUCCUCCGAAUCUAGACUUUCUUUCAAACCUCACUUACUUAGAUCUCUCUAGUAACAUGCUAGAGGGUCAAAUUCCGCCGAAACUAGUUUCCCUAUCAAAGCUGGACACAUUAGAUCUCUCUAGUAACAUGCUAGUGGGUCAAAUCCCUCCAAAUCUGGAUUUGCUUUCAUCUCUGACUUACUUAAGUCUCUCUAGUAACAUGCUAGUGGGUCAAAUUCCUUCGAAACUAGAUUCUUUAUCAAAGCUGGCCACAUUUGAUCUCUCCAAGAACAGGCUAGUGGGUCAAAUUCCUCCGAAACUAGAUUCUUUAUCCAUGCUGGACACAUUAGAUCUCUCCCAUAACAUGCUAGUGGGUCAAAUUCCACCGAAGUUAGGCUUUCUUUCAGAAUUACGGUACAUCGAUUUUAGAUCAAACAAACUCGAGGGCAACAUUCCUAAUGAGCUUGGGCAAUUGCUAAGUUUACAAGUCUUGCUCCUGGGAGACAAUUAUCUUUCAGGUGAAUUCCCACAUUCCAUCUUGAAUAAUUCUACUUCUCUUCAAUAUCUAAGCUUGGAGAUUAAUUUGCUAGGCAAGGCAUUGCCACCUAAUAUAGGUGACCUUCGGGGUCUCAUAGAGCUUACCAUGAGUGGCAACAUUUUUGAAGGGCACAUCCCAGCUUCCCUGGGCAACGCCACAGGAUUAGAAGUGAUAGAUUUAUCAGCUAAUAAUUUUACUGGGCAAAUUCCUAACAUCUUCGGAAAGCUUCCAAAUCUAACUAAUCUAAACCUUCAGCAUAACCAUCUUGAAACAAAGGACUGGGAAUUCUUCAAUGCAUUGACGAACUGUCGUUCUCUAAAAUCACUCGGACUGGCUUACAACCAGCUGCAGGGAUCUAUACCGCACUCUGUCGGUAACCUAUCCAACAAACUAGAAAAACUUCACUUCACGAAAAAUAGCUUAUUAGAACAAGUACCCCAGAGCAUAGGAAACCUUAGUGCAUUAAAUCAACUGGCACUAGGUAGAAACAACUUAAGUGGCACAAUAGAAGGAUGGCUUGGAAACCUAAAUGGCCUUCAACUUUUAAAUCUCCGCUCAAACCGCUUCAUCGGCCAAAUCCCACCCUCUAUUAGCAAUCUUACUCGGUUGUUAAAUCUUUAUCUUGAUGAUAAUGAAUUUGAGGGCGUCAUACCGCCCAGCUUGGCAAACCUCCCACUCUUAGUGCUAGUACUUAGCUCUAACAAUCUUGAAGGCCUCAUACCACCCAACAUAGGAAGCCUCCAACAGCUUACAGUUUUAAAUUUUAGCCACAAUAAUCUCCAAGGUGAGAUACCUCAGAUUAGCGCCCUUAAACAACUCACUACUUUAGAUCUUUCUUCAAAUAAGGUCACAGGGCAUAUUCCAGAUUCUUUGGGCCAAUGUUCCGGCUUAGUGAGUCUACAAAUGGACCAAAACUUUCUGUCAGGAAACAUCCCAACAACUUUUGGGAAACUGUUGUCUCUGAGUAUGCUAAAUCUUUCACACAACAACUUGUCAGGCGCCAUCCCGUUAGCUCUAAGCAAACUAGAGUACCUCGUCAAUCUUGACCUUUCAUAUAAUGAUCUUGAAGGAGAAUUACCAAGGAAUGGAGUAUUUGGAAAUGCUACAGCUGUUUCAGUUGAGGGUAAUUGCGGGCUUUGUGGAGGUGCGGUGGGUCUUCACAUGCCCAUGUGUCGUGUUGUUUCUUGGAGGUCAGAGGCACAAUACUAUUUAGUCAGAGCACUGAUUCCAUUAUUUGGAUUCACGUCAGUUGUAAUGCUAACUUACAUUAUAUUCUUUGGGAAGAAGACAUCAAGAAGAACAUACUCAAUUUUGCUUUCUUUUGGCAAGAAAUUUCCUAGAGUUGCUUACAAUGAUCUAGCUCGAGCUACAGGGAAUUUCUCUGAGUUAAACGUUGUUGGAAGAGGAAGUUAUGGUUCCGUGUACAGAGGAAAGUUAACUCAAGCUAAAAUACAGGUGGCUAUUAAGGUUUUUGACCUUGAUAUGAAAUGUGCAGACAAAAGUUUUGUAACGGAAUGCGAGGUUCUGAGUAGAAUUCGGCACCGGAACCUUGUACCUAUCCUCACUGCAUGUUUGACAAUAGACAAUAAUGGUGAUGCUUUCAAAGCUCUAAUUUACGAAUUCAUGCCUAACGGGAAUUUGGACACAUGGCUGCAUAAUAUAUAUUCCGGCAGUUCAUCGAAAUGUUUGAGCUUAGCUCAAAGAGCAAGCAUAGCUACCAAUAUAGCCGAUGCAUUGGCUUAUUUACACAACGAUUGUGAAAGGCAGAUUGUACAUUGUGAUCUGAAGCCAACUAAUAUCCUUCUUGACGAUGAUAUGAAUGCUUAUUUGGGAGACUUCGGCAUUGCAAGCCUCAUCGGACAUUCAAGCUUAGUCACCUCAAGUGGGCUGAAGGGAACAAUAGGGUACAUAGCUCCAGAGUAUGCUCAAAGUGGCCAUGCAUCAAUCCGUGGGGAUGUUUAUAGUUUUGGAAUAGUACUCCUGGAGAUGCUCAUUGGCAAAAGACCAACAGACCCUAUGUUUGAGAACGAACUCAACAUGGUCAACUUUGUGGAGAGGAACUAUCCAGAUAAGAUACUAGAUAUUAUUGAUGUGUGCUUGCGUGGGGAAUGCAAGGGCUAUAUCCAAGCGAACAUUGGAACAGAAAAUGUGACAUAUGGAUGCUUGUUAUCACUCAUGCAAGUUGCUCUUUCCUGUACAUGUCAGAUCCCAGGGGAACGCAUGAAUAUAAGAGAAGCAACCAAUAAGUUGCAUUCAAUUAGAACAUCGUACAUUAGAGCAACCAAGUGAGAGCAAGUCAUGCUUCACUAGAGUGGUUUACAAUGGGUCAUGAUUUCAUGUUUGAGUUUA